GGAGAACAUGGAACUUCACCGCGCGGAAUAGCUUCAUUAUUCGACUUUUUGCGGACAGGCUCCCGAGAUCCGUGUGUUGCAGCUUCGAGUUAUACUUCCCGCUUAAUUCCUCUUCUUGAUGUUUUAGGCGCGUCGGCUGCAGAUUGCAAGGAUCACUUUGCAUUCCUACCAUUUGAGCAGUAUAUAUAUACAUCGACUCCACUACAGCUCCGUCGUCAUAGAGGGGGGCACUGACAUUCGGGUGCCAUGGCUCAGGUUUCACGAAUGCCAUGUUGGAUUUCGCGAUGCCGUCUAAAUGCCUACAGAUCUGCUAGAUAUCUCCAAACCGCUUCAGGAACUCAAUCCCAGGAUCUCCCAUACCCCCUUUUCCCUUCCGUCUCGCAAUUGCUUAAUGAGAAAGGCAUAUCCGGCCCGGAUAUCUCCAAAAUACCUGCUUCCGGUCCCAAAGGCCGGCUCCUAAAGGGCGAUGUACUUGCCUACACAGGGGCGAUACCGCAAGACUACCCGUCCAACCUUUCUGCCCAAAUUUCUCAACUCGCGCAUCUAGACCUGAGUAAUAUUAAAAUCAAACAAGGUCUCGCAGAGCCGCAGGCUAAAUCCGUAGCGGCACCUGAACCGACAACCACACCGGCACCACCCAGUCCAGCCGAGCCCUCCCCGCCGAAGGAAACGCAAAUAUCUCUUCCAAUAUCCCUCUCUUCCGUCCUUAGCAUGCAAGAACGCCUCCAGAAGACCCUUGGCAUUACAAUUCCGCUAAGUACCUUCCUCGCCCGUGCCGUAGAUGUAGCCAACGACGCCCUCCCAGCAUCCAUGACCAAAUCCCGCACCCAAUCCGCCGAUGUUCUAUUCGACGAAAUACUCGGGAUAUCCCCAACAAAGGCCACAGCCGCAAACACACACACUUCCCGCGGUAAUUAUGUCCCAGAGAUAACCGCGCCGGAAGAAAUCAUGGUACACCAGCCUCCCUCUGCUUCUCCACGCCGACAAGUUCAUCAUCAGGAACAAGAUAUCAUCGACAUAUUAUCCGGGAAGUCGCAGCUACCAUCGGCAUCUGCAUCCACGCUUAUGCACGGCGAGGAAUCCACAUGCUUCAACUCCGCAGGUCUGGACCUAGCCACCAACAUUUUCAGCAUUAAAGUCCCCCCACCUGAUCGAGUGCGCGGCGAGACCUUCCUGGCACGCCUUCGCGACGUGUUGCAAGAUGAGCCGGAGAGUUUGGUGUUUUAACUUUCUUUUUUUUUUAUGUACUCUUAUUUCUACCUAUACCGGGGAAAAAGUCUUGUAACAGGAAGCGCCGAUCUGAGAUAUGUUUACUAAAAUUUCCAUCCUUCCUCCAUUUGUUGUUUUUGUACUUUUGGUUCCAUUUUGUGUCUAGCUAGCUUGCUACUAAGCUCUGUCCUUUUUAUAUAUAUAAUUUUUCUUUCCACCCAAGGGUUCCCAUUUCCCACCCCCUGUUUCUCUAUUAAUCCUUUCGAUUUAGCACUCUGCUGCUCCCUCGUUUUCUGUAAAACUGAACAAUUUUCUGGUAUCAUGUACUAAAAACAAAGAGCAAAACAAAUAUCCAUCGGAUGGGGAUGGGGAUAAGGAAUAUCACGUCGCCAAUGCAUCGCACUCAUGUCAAUUUUCUAUUUCAGGACGAAAAUGCGAAAAUAGAAGAGCUAGGUGAUACAGAAAUCAUUUCAACAAGUCAACCGGUAAAAUUAUAAAUAAAUACUAAAUAGUAUAUAACUUCUCAAUCACAUUCCCUCCCCUUCCCUUCCUGCAUUUAACAUUCCAUAAGCCCUCCUCAUUCCAACGCUCUCCGGUUCACAUUGCCGGAUUCUAAUGUCCCC
This is a messenger RNA of Blastomyces dermatitidis ER-3, 1832 nucleotides long. Its product is annotated as pyruvate dehydrogenase complex component Pdx1. Gene Ontology annotation, molecular function: acyltransferase activity. Bases 247 to 1227 code for a protein of 326 amino acids. The transcript has 2 exons. Lineage: Eukaryota; Fungi; Ascomycota; Eurotiomycetes; Onygenales; Ajellomycetaceae. The record is from RefSeq and is a predicted model, not a curated record.